Lachancea mirantina is the source of this 2232-nucleotide messenger RNA. NCBI's taxonomy places the organism in Eukaryota, Fungi, Ascomycota, Saccharomycetes, Saccharomycetales, Saccharomycetaceae. The record is from the annotation of a GenBank genome assembly.
AUGAAAUCAAAGGAGUUCGAAAUCAAUGAUACUACAGAUCUGUUGUCCCGAGCCAAGGGUGUGACUGACAAUAACAGCGGGGAGCCAGCGACGAAAAGGCGAAAAACCAUCAAACAGUGUCUCUUCUGCAGGAAAAGAAAGCUGAAAUGUGACAAGAACAAGCCCAUGUGUUCAACUUGCGUGUCUCGAAACUUGCCAGAAUGUGUGUACGUUGAGCAGUAUAGCCACGAGGUGGACUCGCGAGAGCUCUUGAACUCGACUCCCAACGUCGAGCUUCUAGAGAAAAUUCAAGACUUAGAAAGGCAGCUCAAAGAAGCCAAGUCGGAAAAAUCGAUUUUGGGCAGUCACCGAGAAACUCUGGAGAUAAACCCGCUUGCUGAAAUAUUCUACAUCGACGAAAAGGCAGAUCGCUGCAUAUAUUACGGUGCCACGAGCGUGAGAACUCUUGUUCACGAAAGCCGGCUACGAUUUGAGGAAUAUUACAAGAAAGCGUGGCACCAGUUGAAAGCGAAAAGAAGAAAAUGGAAGGACACAAUGGGCUAUUCGACGUUGCAAGAACUCACGGCUAUCGAGUCUUCGCAGGAUGGUUUACACGACGAAUCGGUUCUGACCGCGAUGUGCAAGGCAUUGCCCACCUACGAAAAAGUUAAAGCGACCCUUGACAUGUUUUUUGCAGGUUACCUGUUCCAAUGCUAUCAGUUUGUCGAUCCGCAAAAGGUCAUGCUCGACUUCUCGAGAUGUUUCAUUAAGGGUCCUACGAAUCUACUCACAGGGCAGCAUCCAGUGGUAAAGCUUGUUCCGCCCAACAAGAAAAACUACUACUGUAUCGGCAUUAUAACUCAGAUUCUGAGCAUCCUUUCGCCAAAUCUCAAGGUAUCGCAGGCUUUCGACACUUUCAAUAAGUUUCUGCUGUCUUACGUGACAGCGAAAACGUUUUUGGUCGAAAGGGUUCAGUUCCUGAUGCUUGGGUAUCUUUAUAGGUGUGUGAAGGGCCUAGGAGGCGGAGAUAACAGUCAUAUCAUUCAGCUGAUCAAGCCCGCAAUUACAACAGCAGUGCACAUUGGUUUCCAUAACGCGCUGGAUAAGAUCUUUAAAGACACCAACUGCUACAGAGGUGAAGUUGUUUAUGCGCAAAACUUAUGGUUAUGGUUGGUGUACGCGGACAUUGAAAUCUCUUUUUCGAUGGGCGUACCACUCUCGCUCGACGAUGAGUUUGUCAACCCAAUGAUUUUUGAGGACCCCAAUUUCGGAAGUGUGCCGCUUCUCAAGGCUAUCAUUUUACCAUUGAGGAGAUGUCUCAAAAUGAUUUAUUGUCGAAACCAAAUUCCAGAUUUGGAAAUGAUGGUAACGCAGGUGACAGAAAUGGUAAAAACAACUUUCAAGCCUGUAACUUAUUACUUGGAUCCGAAAAACUUGCUUGAGAUGCCCAUUACAGAAAUCGACUGUUUUAUUUUCUGUCUCAGUCUGAUAAUCAAUCUGUCAAACUUACAGAGAAGAUGUUUCAGCAAAUACGACCCAAAAACGAUCAAUACAUCGAUUCAGUACAGUAUCAUUUGUAUGACCAUCUGUAUGAAAAUGAUGGAGACAUAUUUUGCCAUGGAAACAAUACGCAGCGACGAGGAUUUGGAAAGACAAUCUGCGUUACCCUUACAGAUGGGGCUUGCAAUUUUUGUCUGGCAUAAAAAUUUGAUCAGGUUGAUCGCUGAGCCUUUUGUUCUUUUCGGAGAUUUAAUGUCGACCACGGACGUGGAUUACAGAUUCAAGUAUCGCUUGUCGCCCACAUUUGAUCUACCACUGGACUCGCUAGAAACAGUAGAUGAUCAUUUCGUGCCAAUGGCAUCUGCAGUCCAAAGGUUGCAAGGAUUCUUCGACCGGUUGGAAUCUGAGAAAAAUAGCGAAUUGAUAAAAGGUCUCAAGAAAACCUCGUACGGUUUUUUGAUCACUUUCUCCAUUGAAAAGAUCUUCCGAGGAUUGUUGAAAAAUGCGUUUGACACAAGAGCUUUUCUGAAAGCUAACAAACCUAUAAUUCCUCCGUUGGAAGUCUCUGAAUCUGUCGUUAAUUCUCCAAAUACUUUAACUUCGGAGAUGGCCUUUUCGGAUGAUGAUUUAAAGUUCAUGGCCGACGAAUUUUGGAAUAAUUACGAUUUGUCACUGUCGGUUUUAAGUCAGGGCGAUGGUGUCGAUUUGUUGUCCGAGUUUUUCAUGUUCGAUGAACCUCAGGAGGAGGCCUAA